UCAAACGCCCGGUUGCUUUGCGGAUCAUGCGUUUGAUUUUCGUCGCGGUUUUGGCUGCUUUUUUGGCCCUCACAGCGGCUCAAUCCCAAUCUCAAACGGUAACGGCGGUGGCCACCCCGGAUAUAAAACCACAGCCAUGUUGUGAAAGUGUUAGACAAACUCUAAUUGAAAUACGAAAGGAUAUACGCCUGUGGCUGCUGGACAGGCUUUUCGGAAAGUUAAUUCUUUUGCACGACGGAGAAUUGCUUGGAAACUCGAAUUAUGUAAAUUGUGCCAACGGGAAAAAGCUACUUGAACUCUCCGAUGCAGACCCAAGUGAAAGUAGUGACACAAUUUCCACGAAUCAAUCUGCAUCUACCACAACUUCAAACGAUGAGACCGAACCGUCAAGCUCUUCCGACACCAUAUUCGAUGAUGGUUUGACUAGCCAAUCCUCAACAACAACCACAACGACAACGUCCUCGGAUGGAAGUCAAUCUACGGACUCUGCUUCUUUUGUAGAAGGCACUCAGGAAAGCUCCUCGAACGCUAAUGGAGGCUCCAGUCAGUCCUCGUCCACGACAACCACGACAACAUCUUCGGAUGAGAGCCAAUCAAGCACUUCGUCUGACCCUAUUGUGGAAGUCACACAGGGAAGUUCCUCGAAUGGAGAUGCAAACUCUAGCCAAUCCACGACCACAACCACAACGACAACAACCACGAAUGAAGGUCAAUCCACCGACUCGUCUGCUCCUGUUGUAGAAGUCACUCAAGGAAGCUCAUCAAAUGCUGAGGGAAGCUCUAGUCAGUCUUCGUCCACAACAACCACCACAACAUCUUCGGAUGAGAGCCAAUCGAGCACUUCGUCUGACCCUAUUGUGGAAGUCACUCAGGGAAGUUCCUCGAAUGGAGAUGGAAUCUCUAACCAAUCCACGACCACAACCACAACGACAACAACCACGAAUGAAGGUCAAUCCACCGACUCGUCUGCUCCUGUUGUAGAAGUCACUCAAGGAAGCUCCUCGAAUGCUGAGGGAAGCUCCACUCAAUCUUCGUCUACAACAACCACGACAACGUCUUCGGACGAAAGCCAGUCCAGCUCGUCUGACCCUACUGUGGAAGUUGCUCAGGGAAGUGCCUCGAAUGAAAACUCUAGCCAAUCUACGACCACAACCACAACGACAACGACUACGAAUGAAGGUCAAUCCGCCGACUCGUCUGCUCCUGUUGUAGAAGUCUCUCAAGGAAGCUCCUCGAAUGCUGAAGGAAGCUCCACUCAGUCUUCGUCUACAACAACCACGACAACUUCUUCGGAUGAAAGCCAGUCCAGCUCGUCUGACCCUACUGUGGAAGUUACUCAGGGAAGUUCCUCGAAUGGAGAUGGAAACUCUAGCCAAUCCACAACCACAACGACAACAACCUCAAAUGAAGGUCAAUCCACCGACUCGUCUGCUCCUGUUGUAGAAGUCACUCAAGGAAGCUCCUCGAAUGCUGAUGGAAGCUCCACUCAGUCUUCGUCUACAACAACCACGACAACUUCUUCGGAUGAAAGCCAGUCCAGCUCGUCUGACCCUACUGUGGAAGUCACUCAGGGAAGUUCCUCGAAUGGAGAUGGAAACUCUAGCCAAUCCACGACCACAACCACAACGAAAACAACCUCAAAUGAAGGUCAAUCCACCGAUUCGUCUGCUCCUGUUGUAGAAGUCACUCAAGGAAGCUCCUCGAAUACUGAGGGAAGCUCCACUCAGUCUUCGUCUACAACAACCACGACAACCUCUUCGGAUGAAAGCCAGUCCAGCUCGUCUGACCCUACUGUGGAAGUCACUCAGGGAAGUUCCUCGAAUGGAGAUGGAAACUCUAGCCAAUCCACGACCACAACCACAACGACAACAACCUCAAAUGAAGGUCAAUCCACCGACUCGUCUGCUCCUGUUGUAGAAGUCAAUCAAGGAAACUCCUCGAAUUCUGAGGGAAGCUCCACUCAGUCUUCGUCUACAAUAACCACCACAACAUCUUCGGAUGAAAGCCAGUCCAGCUCUUCGUCUGACCCUAUUGUGGAAGUCACUCAGGGAAGUUCCUCGAAUGGAGAUGGAAACUCUAGCCAAUCCACGACCACAACCACAACGACAACGACCACGAAUGAAGGUCAAUCCACCGACUCGUCUGCUCCUGUUUUAGAAGUCACUCAAGGAAGCUCCUCGAAUGCUGAGGGAAGCUCCACUCAGUCUUCGUCUACAACAACCACGACAACGUCUUCGGAUGAAAGCCAGUCUAGCUCUUCGUCUGACCCUACUGUGGUAGUCAGUCAGGGAAGUUCCUCGAAUGGAGAUGGAAACGCUAGCCACUCUACAACCACAACCACAACGACAACGACCACGAAUGAAGGUCAAUCCACCGACUCGCCUGCUCCUGUUGUAGAAGUCACUCAAGGAAGCUCCUCGAAUACUGAGGGAAGCUCCACUCAGUCUUCGUCUACAACAACCACGACAACUUCUUCGGAUGAAAGCCAGUCCAGCUCGUCUGACCCUACUGUGGAAGUCACUCAGGGAAGUUCCUCGAAUGGAGAUGGAAACUCUAGCCAAUCCACGACCACAACCACAACGACAACAACCUCAAAUGAAGGUCAAUCCACCGAUUCGUCUGCUCCUGCUGUAGAAGUCACUCAAGGAAGCUCCUCGAAUACUGAGGGAAGCUCCACUCAGUCUUCGUCUACAACAACCACGACAACUUCUUCGGAUGAAAGCCAGUCCAGCUCGUCUGACCCUACUGUGGAAGUCACUCAGGGAAGUUCCUCGAACGGAGAUGGAAACUCUAGCCAAUCCACGACCACAACCAUAACGACAACAACCUCAAAUGAAGGUCAAUCCACCGAUUCGUCUGCUCCUGUUGUAGAAGUCACUCAAGGAAGCUCCUCGAAUACUGAGGGAAGCUCCACUCAGUCUUCGUCUACAACAACCACGGCAACUUCUUCGGAUGAAAGCCAGUCCAGCUCUUCGUCUGACCCUACUGUGGAGGACACUCAGGGAAGUUCCUCGAAUGGAGAUGGAAGCUCUAGCCAAUCCACGACCACAACCACAACGACAACAACCUCAAAUGAAGGUCAAUCCAGCGACUCGUCUGCUCCUGCUGUAGAAGUCACUCAAGGAAGCUCCUCGAAUACUGAGGGAAGCUCCACUCAGUCUUCGUCUACAACAACCACGACAACUUCUUCGGAUGAAAGCCAGUCCAGCUCGUCUGACCCUACUGUGGAAGUCACUCAGGGAAGUUCCUCGAAUGGAGAUGGAAACUCUAGCCAAUCCACGACCACAACCACAACGACAACAACCUCAAAUGAAGGUCAAUCCACCGACUCGUCUGCUCCUGUUGUAGAAGUCACUCAAGGAAGCUCCUCGAAUGCUGAGGUAAGCUCCUCGAAUACUGAGGGAAGCUCCACUCAGUCUUCGUCUACAACAACCACGACGACUUCUUCGGAUGAAAGCCAGUCCAGCUCUUCGUCUGACCCUACUGUGGAGGUCACUCAGGGAAGUUCCUCGAAUGGAGAUGGAAACUCUAGCCAAUCCACGACCACAACCACAACGACAACAACCUCAAAUGAAGGUCAAUCCACCGACACGUCUGCUCCUGUUGUAGAAGUCACUCAAGGAAGCUCCUCGAAUACUGAGGGAAGCUCCACUCAGUCUUCGUCUACAACAACCACGACAACUUCUUCGGAUGAAAGCCAGUCCAGCUCGUCUGACCCUACUGUGGAAGUCACUCAGGGAAGUUCCUCGAAUGAAGAUGGAAACGCUAGCCACUCUACAACCACAACCACAACGACAACGACCACGGAUGAAGGUCAAUCCACCGACUCGCCUGCUCCUGUUGUAGAAGUCACUCAAGGAAGCUCCUCGAAUACUGAGGGAAGCUCCACUCAGUCUUCGUCUACAACAACCACGACAACUUCUUCGGAUGAAAGCCAGUCCAGCUCGUCUGACCCUACUGUGGAAGUCACUCAGGGAAGUUCCUCGAAUGGAGAUGGAAACUCUAGCCAAUCCACGACCACAACCACAACGACAACAACCUCAAAUGAAAGUCAAUCCACCGACACGUCUGCUCCUGUUGUAGAAGUCACUCAAGGAAGCUCCUCGAAUACUGAGGGAAGCUCCACUCAGUCUUCGUCUACAACAACCACGACAACUUCUUCGGAUGAAAGCCAGUCCAGCUCGUCUGACCCUACUGUGGAAGUCACUCAGGGAAGUUCCUCGAAUGGAGAUGGAAACUCUAGCCAAUCCACAACCACAACGACAACAACCUCAAAUGAAGGUCAAUCCACCGACUCGUCUGCUCCUGUUGUAGAAGUCACUCAAGGAAGCUCCUCGAAUGCUGAGGUAAGCUCCUCGAAUACUGAGGGAAGCUCCACUCAGUCUUCGUCUACAACAACCACGACGACUUCUUCGGAUGAAAGCCAGUCCAGCUCUUCGUCUGACCCUACUGUGGAGGUCACUCAGGGAAGUUCCUCGAAUGGAGAUGGAAACUCUAGCCAAUCCACGACCACAACCACAACGACAACAACCUCAAAUGAAGGUCAAUCCACCGACUCGUCUGCUCCUGUUGUAGAAGUCACUCAAGGAAGCUCAUCAAAUGCUGAGGGAAGCUCUAGUCAGUCUUCGUCUACAACAACUACUACAACGUCUUCGGAUGAAAGCCAGUCCAGCUCUUCGUCUAACCCGACUGUGGAAGUCACUGAGGGAAGUUCCACUCAGUCUUCGUCUACAACUACCACGACAACAUCUUCGGAUGAAAGCCAGUCCAGCUCUUCGUCUGACCCUAUUGUGGAAGUCACUCAGGGAAGUUCCUCGAAUGGAGAUGGAAACUCUAACCAAUCCACGACCACAACCACAACAACGACAACCUCAAAUGAAGGUCAAUCCACCGACUCGUCUGCUCCUGUUGUAGAAGUCACUCAAGGAAGCUCCUCGAAUACUGAGGGAAGCUCCACUCAGUCUUCGUCUACAACUACCACGACAACAUCUUCGGAUGAAAGCCAGUCCAGCACUUCGCCUGACCCAAUUGUGGAAGUCACUCAGGGAAGUUCCUCGAAUGGAGAUGGAAACUCUAACCAAUCCACAACCACAACAACGACAACCUCAAAUGAAGGUCAAUCCACCGACUCGUCUGCUCCUGUUGUAGAAGUCACUCAAGGAAGCUCUUCGAAUGCUGAGGGAAUCUCCAAUCAGUCUUCGUCUACAACAACCACGACAACUUCUUCGGAUGAAAGCCAGUCCAGCUCGUCUGACCCUACUGCGGAAGUCACUCAGGGAAGUUCCACGAAUGGAGAUGUAAACUCUAGCCAUUCCACGACCACAACCACAACGACAACAACCUCAAAUGAAGGUCAAUCCACCGACUCGUCGGCUCCUGUGGUAGAAGUCAAUCAAGGAAGCUCCUCGAAUACUGAGGGAAGCUCCACUCAGUCUUCGUCUACAUCUACCACGACAACAUCUUCGGAUGAAAGCCAGUCCAGCACUUCGUCUGACCCUAUUGUGGAAGUCACUCAGGGAAGUUCCUCGAAUGGAGAUGGAAACUCUAACCAAUCCACGACCACAACCACAACAACGACAACCUCAAAUGAAGGUCAAUCCACCGACUCGUCUGCUCCUGUUGUAGAAGCCACUCAAGGAAGCUCCUCGAAUACUAAGGGAAGCUCCACUCAGUCUUCGUCUACAACUACCACGACAACUUCUUCGGAUGAAAGCCAGUCCAGCACUUCGUCUGACCCUAUUGUGGAAGUCACUCAGGGAAGUUCCUCGAAUGGAGAUGGAAACUCUAACCAAUCCACGACCACAACCACAACAACGACAACCUCAAAUGAAGGUCAAUCCACCGACUCGUCUGCUCCUGUUGUAGAAGUCACUCAAGGAAGCUCUACGAAUGCUGAGGGAAGCUCCAAUCAGUCUUCGUCUACAACAACCACGACAACUUCUUCGGAUGAAAGCCAGUCCAGCUCGUCUGACCCUACUGCGGAAGUCACUCAGGGAAGUUCCACGAAUGGAGAUGUAAACUCUAGCCAUUCCACGACCACAACCACAACGACAACAACCUCAAAUGAAGGUCAAUCCACCGACUCGUCUGCUCCUGUUGUAGAAGUCACUCAAGGAAGCUCUUCGAAUGCUGAGGGAAGCUCCAAUCAGUCUUCGUCUACAACAACCACGACAACUUCUUCGGAUGAAAGCCAGUCCAGCUCUUCGUCUGACCCUACUGUGGUAGUCACUCAGGGAAGUUCCUCGAAUGUAGAUGGAAACUCUAGCCACUCUACAACCACAACCACAACGACAACGACCACGAAUGAAGGUCAAUCCACCGACUCGCCUGCUCCUGUUGUUGAAGUCACUCAAGGAAGCUCCUCGAAUGCUGAGGGAAGCUCCACUCAGUCUUCGUCUACAACAACCACGACAACUUCUUCGGAUGAAAGCCAGUCCAGCACUUCGUCUGACCCUAUUGUGGAAGUCACUCAGGGAAGUUCCUCGAAUGGAGAUGGAAACUCUAACCAAUCCACGACCACAACCACAACAACGACAACCUCAAAUGAAGGUCAAUCCACCGACUCGUCUGCUCCUGUUGUAGAAGCCACUCAAGGAAGCUCCUCGAAUACUAAGGGAAGCUCCACUCAGUCUUCGUCUACAACUACCACGACAACUUCUUCGGAUGAAAGCCAGUCCAGCACUUCGUCUGACCCUAUUGUGGAAGUCACUCAGGGAAGUUCCUCGAAUGGAGAUGGAAACUCUAACCAAUCCACGACCACAACCACAACAACGACAACCUCAAAUGAAGGUCAAUCCACCGACUCGCCUGCUCCUGUUGUUGAAGUCACUCAAGGAAGCUCCUCGAAUGCUGAGGGAAGCUCCACUCAGUCUUCGUCUACAACAACCACGACAACUUCUUCGGAUGAAAGCCAGUCCAGCACUUCGUCUGACCCUAUUGUGGAAGUCACUCAGGGAAGUUCCUCGAAUGGAGAUGGAAACUCUAACCAAUCCACGACCACAACCACAACAACGACAACCUCAAAUGAAGGUCAAUCCACCGACUCGUCUGCUCCUGUUGUAGAAGCCACUCAAGGAAGCUCCUCGAAUACUAAGGGAAGCUCCACUCAGUCUUCGUCUACAACUACCACGACAACUUCUUCGGAUGAAAGCCAGUCCAGCACUUCGUCUGACCCUAUUGUGGAAGUCACUCAGGGAAGUUCCUCGAAUGGAGAUGGAAACUCUAACCAAUCCACGACCACAACCACAACAACGACAACCUCAAAUGAAGGUCAAUCCACCGACUCGUCUGCUCCUGUUGUAGAAGUCACUCAAGGAAGCUCUACGAAUGCUGAGGGAAGCUCCAAUCAGUCUUCGUCUACAACAACCACGACAACUUCUUCGGAUGAAAGCCAGUCCAGCUCGUCUGACCCUACUGCGGAAGUCACUCAGGGAAGUUCCACGAAUGGAGAUGUAAACUCUAGCCAUUCCACGACCACAACCACAACGACAACAACCUCAAAUGAAGGUCAAUCCACCGACUCGUCUGCUCCUGUUGUAGAAGUCACUCAAGGAAGCUCUUCGAAUGCUGAGGGAAGCUCCAAUCAGUCUUCGUCUACAACAACCACGACAACUUCUUCGGAUGAAAGCCAGUCCAGCUCUUCGUCUGACCCUACUGUGGUAGUCACUCAGGGAAGUUCCUCGAAUGUAGAUGGAAACUCUAGCCACUCUACAACCACAACCACAACGACAACGACCACGAAUGAAGGUCAAUCCACCGACUCGCCUGCUCCUGUUGUUGAAGUCACUCAAGGAAGCUCCUCGAAUGCUGAGGGAAGCUCCACUCAGUCUUCGUCUACAACAACCACGACAACUUCUUCGGAUGAAAGCCAGUCCAGCACUUCGUCUGACCCUAUUGUGGAAGUCACUCAGGGAAGUUUCUCGAAUGGAGAUGGAAAGUCUAGCCAAUCAACGACCACAGCGACAACAACAACAACCUUGAAUGAAGGUCAAUCCACCGACUCGUCUGCUCCUGUUGUAGCAGUUACUCAGGGAAGCUCCUCAAAUGCUGAUGGAAGCUCCAGUCAGUCUUUGUCCGCUGAUGGACUUUCAAGCCAAUCUUCUUCGACUACCACGACAACCACAUCCACCAGCAGUAAUGCCCCAUCCCUUCCGGUAGAUUCCAUUAUUGUAGGUAAGGGCGGAAAAUCAGGCUCAAAAUGGACAAAAACCACAAAGACUUAUUCGUCAAAGACAUCAAAGGUUCCAAAGUCAAAUGGAAAAAUGAACUCGAGCUCUACAACAACUGUAUCGUCAAGCUCUUCUGCAACACCUAAGAUCAAACACUCCUGGUCGAGUUCAUCAAAGAAAAUAUACAAUGGUGGCAAGUUUGGGAAAUAUUGGACCAAGCGGUGGGCAAACCGCAAAAAUAAAAAUGAGAGUUCGUCUGUUGACUCGUCUGACUCAAUAGCCGAUGCUGCUGUUGGUGCUUCGAACGAUGAUGGACAAUCGAACCAGUCAUCCACAACUACUACAGUAACCUCAACUGACGAAAGCGAUCAGUCCAGCUCUUCAUCUCUGCCUGUAGUAGAUAAUGGUGGCAAAUCAAGCUCAUCCAAGACUAAAACUACAAAAACAUAUUCGUCAAAAACCUCCAAGGUUCCCAAGUCUAAUGGAAAAUCAAGCACCUCCUCUACCGAAACUACAACAACAACAACUUCAAAUUCCUCUUCAUCACCUAAGAGCAAGCACUCCUGGUCUCGUUCAUCGAAAAAAAAUUGGAAUGGUAGGAAAUCAAGGAAUACAUCGUCGAGCACGACAACCACGACUUCUUCAGACAUGAGUCAAUCUAGCACAUCUACCGACCCUCUGGUCGAAAUCAGUCAGGGUAGCUCUUUGAACGAUAAUGGAAGCUCAAACCAGGCCACCACAACUACAACUACCUCUGAAAGUCAGUUUGCUGAACCAUCGCCUCUAAUCAAAAUAACUAAAGGAAGUUCACUAACAAAGGGUGGAAAAUCUAUCCGCUCUUCAACCACAACAACAACAACCACCAGCAACGGUAGUGAACAGUUAAGUACGUCAUCUUUACCAGAUGUUGACGCCAGCAUAGUUGGUAAUGGCGGAAAGUCAAACUCAAAGUCUUCAACGACAACUACAACAACCACAACCAAAGGAUCCAAAUCUUCAAGUACCUCAUCGCUGCCUUUAGUUGAUGCCAACAUAUCAGUAAAUGGCGGAAAGUCAAGCACAACUUCGUCAACAACGACUACAACAACAUCCACCACAGGAAAUAAGUUGUCAGAUAGCAUGUCUCUUCCGGUAAUUGAUGCCAGUACAUAUUUUAAUGGCGGAAAGUCAGGUUCAAAAUCUUCAACAACGACUACCACAACCACCACCAAAGGAAGCAAAUCGUCAAGUACCUUAUCGGAACCUCAAGUUGAUGCCACCAUUUCACUUAAUGGCGGAAAGUCAAGCUCAACAUCGUCAACAACGACUACAACAACAUCUACCACAGGAAAUAAAUUGUCAGAUAGCUUGUCUCUUCCGGCAGUUGACGCCAGCUUUUCGCUGAAUGGCGGGAAGUCAGCCUCAAAAUCUUCAACAACGACUACAACAACCACCAUUAAAGGAAGCAAUUCAUCAGGUACCUCCUCGUUACCUCUCGUGGAUGCCAGCAUUUCACUUAAUGGCGGAAAGUCAAGCUCAACAUCGUCAACAACGACUACAACAGCAUCUACCACAGGAAAUCAAUUGUCAGAUAGCUUGUCUCUUCCGGUAGUUGACGCCAGCUUUUCGCUGAAUGGCGGCAAGUCAGGCUCAAAAUCUUCAACAACGACUACAACAACCACCACCAAAGAAAGCAAUUCAUCAGGUACCUCCUCGUUACCUCUCGUGGAUGCCAGCAUUUUACUUAAUGGCGGAAAGUCAAGCUCAACAUCGUCAACAACGACUACAACAACAUCUACCACAGGAAAUAAAUUCUCAGAUAGCUUGUCUCUUCCGGUAGUUGACGCCAGCUUUUCGCUGAAUGGCGGCAAGUCGGGCUCAAAAUCUUCAACAACGACUACAACAACCACCAUUAAAGGAAGCAAUUCAUCAGGUACCUCCUCGUUACCUCUCGUGGAUGCCAGCAUUUCACUUAAUGGCGGAAAGUCAAGCUCAACAUCGUCAACAACGACUACAACAGCAUCUACAACAGGAAAUCAAUUGUCAGAUAGCUUGUCUCUUCCGGUAGUUGACGCCAGCUUUUCGCUGAAUGGCGGCAAGUCAGGCUCAAAAUCUUCAACAACGACUACAACAACCACCACCAAAGAAAGCAAUUCAUCAGGUACCUCCUCGUUACCUCUCGUGGAUGCCAGCAUUUCACUUAACGGCGGAAAGUCAAGCUCAACAUCGUCAACAACGACUACAACAACAUCUACCACAGGAAAUAAAUUGUCAGAUAGCUUGACUUUACCUGUAGUUGACGCCAGCUUUUCGCUGAAUGGCGGCAAGUCAGGCUCAAAAUCUUCAACAACGACUACAACAACCACCACCAAAGAAAGCAAUUCAUCAGGUACCUCCUCGUUACCUCUCGUGGAUGCCAGCAUUUCACUUAAUGGCGGAAAGUCAAGCUCAACAUCGUCAACAACGACUACAACAACAUCUACCACAGGAAAUAAAUUCUCAGAUAGCUUGUCUCUUCCGGUAGUUGACGCCAGCUUAUCGCUGAAUGGCGGCAAGUCGGGCUCAAAAUCUUCAACAACGACUACAACAACCACCAUUAAAGGAAGCAAUUCAUCAGGUACCUCCUCGUUACCUCUCGUGGAUGCCAGCAUUUCACUUAAUGGCGGAAAGUCAAGCUCAACAUCGUCAACAACGACUACAACAGCAUCUACCACAGGAAAUCAAUUGUCAGAUAGCUUGUCUCUUCCGAUAGUUGACGCCAGCUUUUCGCUGAAUGGCGGCAAGUCAGGCUCAAAAUCUUCAACAACGACUACAACAACCACCACCAAAGAAAGCAAUUCAUCAGGUACCUCCCCGUUACCUGUCGUGGAUGCCAGCAUUUCACUUAAUGGCGGAAAGUCAAGCUCAACAUCGUCAACAACGACUACAACAACAUCUACCACAGGAAAUAAAUUCUCAGAUAGCUUGUCUCUUCCGGUAGUUGACGCCAGCUUUUCGCUGAAUGGCGGCAAGUCGGGCUCAAAAUCUUCAACAACGACUACAACAACCACCAUUAAAGGAAGCAAUUCAUCAGGUACCUCCUCGUUACCUCUCGUGGAUGCCAGCAUUUCACUUAACGGCGGAAAGUCAAGCUCAACAUCGUCAACAACGACUACAACAACAUCUACCACAGGAAAUAAAUUGUCAGAUAGCUUGUCUCUUCCGGUAGUUGACGCCAGCUUUUCGCUGAAUGGCGGCAAGUCAGGCUCAAAAUCUUCAACAACGACUACAACAACCACCACCAAAGAAAGCAAUUCAUCAGGUACCUCCCCGUUACCUGUCGUGGAUGCCAGCAUUUCACUUAAUGGCGGAAAGUCAAGCUCAACAUCGUCAACAACGACUACAACAACAUCUACCACAGGAAAUAAAUUCUCAGAUAGCUUGUCUCUUCCGGUAGUUGACGCCAGCUUUUCGCUGAAUGCCGGCAAGUCGGGCUCAAAAUCUUCAACAACGACUACAACAACCACCAUUAAAGGAAGCAAUUCAUCAGGUACCUCCUCGUUACCUCUCGUGGAUGCCAGCAUUUCACUUAAUGGCGGAAAGUCAAGCUCAACAUCGUCAACAACGACUACAACAACAUCUACCACAGGAAGUAAAUUGUCAGAUAGCUUGUCUCUUCCGGUAGUUGACGCCAGCUUUUCGCUGAAUGACGACAAGUCGGGCUCAAAAUCUUCAACAACGACUACAACCACCACCAUUAAAGGAAGCAAUUCAUCAGGUACCUCCUCGUUACCUCUCGUGGAUGCCAGCAUUUCACUUAACGGCGGAAAGUCAAGCUCAACAUCGUCAACAACGACUACAACAACAUCUACCACAGGAAAUAAAUUGUCAGAUAGCUUGUCUCUUCCGGUAGUUGACGCCAGCUUUUCGCUGAAUGACGACAAGUCGGGCUCAAAAUCUUCAACAACGACUACAACAACCACCAUUAAAGGAAGCAAUUCAUCAGGUACCUCCUCGUUACCUCUCGUGGAUGCCAGCAUUUCACUUAAUGGCGGAAAGUCAAGCUCAACAUCGACAACAACGACUACAACAACAUCUACCACAGGAAGUAAAUUGUCAGAUAGCUUGACUUUACCUGUAGUUGACGCCAGCAUAUCGAAUAAUGGCGAAAAGUUCAGCUCAACAUCGACUAAGACGACAAAAACGUAUACCUCAAACAACUCCAAAAUUCCUGAGUCAAAUGGAAAGUCUAGUUCUACUUCAAGCAAAUCUACAACUACAACCAUAACGUCAUCGGUUCCAAAAACUCAGACUAAAUACACUUGGUCUAGUUCGUCGCAGAAAACAUCUAAUCCUAUCCGAUUAACCCUGCCAAUUCUUGAUGCCGGUAUCUCUGUUGGUGGAGGAGUUGGAGGAGAUUCUUCGAGUUCCUGGUCAAAGCUGAUUAAAAGAAGCCCCACAGAUGGUGAGGCCAACGACAGUGAUGGCUCAUCUGUUUCUGGUUCCAUUGGCGGUGGAAUCGGAUCUCGGGGCGGACAGUCCUGGUCCCAGCGCUCAGGAUUCUCAAGUGGCAGUUCUGGUGUCCAGGGAUCUCCAGACAUUCGUUUCCGUUUAGCUCGAGGCCAGACUGCUCGAGAUGGUCAGUUCCAGAAGUCGAACUCCUGGACCAGGAGCUCCACACAAGACCACGGAAGCUCGAACAAUGAAGCGGAAUCCGUAGAUGGACAACUGUCGGAGAGUUCCAGUGACGCAACUAAGAUCCAAGGUGGUGUCGUCGGCGCAACCGGGCAGUAUCCCUAUUGGUGGGGCAACGGACGUUGGAUGGGCGUUGGAGCCAGGCCAAGCUGGCGGUAUGGAUGGCCAUAUGGAGGCGGAUGGGGCGGUUGGAGCAAUCAAUAUUAAAGUUUUCCCUCUAUGGAUAAAGCCAGAGUAAAAGGGCUAGGACUUUAAUUAAUACGAUUG
Molecule: messenger RNA, 13088 nt
Organism: Drosophila elegans
Lineage: Eukaryota; Metazoa; Arthropoda; Insecta; Diptera; Drosophilidae
Product: serine-rich adhesin for platelets
Exons: 1
Coding region: 27-13028 (4333 amino acids)
Source: RefSeq, a predicted model, not a curated record